CUCUCUCUCUCUCUCUCUCUCUCUCUCUCUCUCUCUCUCUCUCUCUCUCUCUCUCUCUCUCUCCAUCUUUGUUCUUAUAAACACACAAAAUAUUCAAAUCUAGCUAAGACAUUAGAAAGAAAGUGAAAAUAACACACACAAGAAAGUGCAAGAAAGUGAUAUACACAUCAUGAAGCUUGUUUGGUCACCAGAAACUGCCAUGAAAUCUUACAUAGAUACUGUUAAAUCAGUAAGUACUUUUCAACCUCAACAACAAUGUGAAAAAUUCAAGGAAUCUGGCGUAGCUGAGCUUCUAUCAUCCAUGGCAGCCGGAUGGAACGCGAAAUUCAUCGUAGAAUGUUAUUCCCACGGCGGCCCAAUAGCGGCAAGUACUGGCCUAGCGGUUGCGGCUCGCAACACGGGUGCAAGACAUGUAUGCAUAGUCUCAGAUGAAGGGUCAAGAUUGCACUACAUAAAAGCCUUAGCCGAGAUGGGUGUAUCGCCUCCACCGGAGAUAGUUCACGGGGACGCGGAGACGGUAAUCAAAAGCCUUGAUGGGUUGGAUUUUCUUGUGGUGGAUUGUAGGCGUAGGGAUUUUGCUAGGGUUCUAAAGGUUGCAAAAGUGAGUACUAGAGGGGCAAUUUUGGCAUGUAAAAAUGCUUGGCAAAGAUCAAAUUUUUCUUGGUUUAAAUGGAACCAUGUUCUUGAAAGAGGCACACGUGUGGUUAGAUCGGUUUUUUUGCCUGUUGGAAAGGGUUUGGAUAUUGCUUACAUAGGAAGUAGAAAUAGUGGUGGUGCAUCUUCAAGUACUAGUUCUUCAAAGGGUACUCCUAGCCGUUGGAUCAAGCACAUAGAUCAACAAUCAGGAGAAGAACAUCUUUAUAGGGAGAGUAAUGUUUAAUUUUUUUUUUUUAAUAACUAAGGGUCUUAACUCUUGUGUUUGUAAUUAAAUAAAUAAAAUUGUAGAAAUAUGUUUAUUGAUGAA
Trifolium pratense (red clover) is the source of this 964-nucleotide messenger RNA. RefSeq lists its product as uncharacterized. Bases 170 to 880 code for a protein of 236 amino acids. The record is from RefSeq and is a predicted model, not a curated record. Lineage: Eukaryota; Viridiplantae; Streptophyta; Magnoliopsida; Fabales; Fabaceae. The transcript is spliced from 2 exons.